Lotus japonicus is the source of this 1172-nucleotide messenger RNA. RefSeq lists its product as uncharacterized. The record is from RefSeq and is a predicted model, not a curated record. Lineage: Eukaryota; Viridiplantae; Streptophyta; Magnoliopsida; Fabales; Fabaceae. The transcript has a single exon. The coding region runs from base 360 to 977 and encodes 205 amino acids.
CCCAAGAAAGAGAUUGAUCAGUUUACUAAUUUGAAGAGUAUAAAAAGAAGAGUCACACACACUCUGUAAAGAAACCUCAUUUUCAUUUCUUGUGCUAUUUGUUCUAUUUUGUCCUUAUUUCUUUGCUUUCAUUUCACACACAAAAGACAAGUAACGGAGCUUGCAAUGCGUGCAGAGUGUCACUAUUAAAUAAACAUAAACCCCCACUCUGCAUUUCGCAACAAUUCCAAUUCCUUUUCCCCUGUUAUUCACUUUCACGAGAUCUCUGUGCCACCACCGUCGCUAGUUACCAUCAUCAUCAUCAUCCCUUCUUCAAUGUCUCCCUCAACCUUCUUCUAACUCGCUAGCUAGCUCCACAGAUGAGUCAACUCGGUCUCAUAUUGCAGGAACCGCAGAGGGAGCAGAGAACCAUUCUGGGCUUGCUAAGGGAGCAAAUGGACGGCGUAGAUGGAGGCGCUCGGAGAAGGCGGAGCUUCAAGGAACGGUUAGGAUUCAUCGGCUUGGGUUGCUGUGGGGCCAAUUGGGGAUUGCGUUCAACCUCGGUAACCGUCAGGCCUGAAGAACAACCGCAACGCUCUCCGGAACCGUUGCCGGGGCACGACUGCGUGGGUCCGAGCUCGUCAGGAAUGAAUCUGGCGGCGGCGUUGGCGGCGGAACGACAGCUCCGGGGGCCACAGGGAGAACGGGAACGGGUUAUGGGCGGGGGUAGGGCGCCGGGGACACCAUGGAGGGUGUCGUUGAUGAGGCUGCUGGAGGAGACGGAGGUUGGGGACUCGGCGGCUGUGACGACGGAGAAAAGAGGAGGAGAAGAGGGGAAUGAUUCGGUGUGUUGCGUGUGCAUGGGAAGGAAUAAAGGUGCGGCGUUCAUACCAUGCGGGCACACUUUUUGCAGGGUGUGUUCCCGGGAGCUGUGGCUGAAUCGAGGGUCUUGCCCACUUUGCAAUCGUAGCAUCAUCGAGAUUCUUGACAUUUUCUAGAAAUGAAAUGAAAAAUUCUUGGAAUCAGAAUGAGUGUGGUCUUUGUCUUCCCUUUUUCCUCCCUCUAUUUCUAUGAAUGAGAGUAUGCAUGUAUUUGUUAACCCUCCAAAUUUUGUUACCUCUCCAAAUGUUUUUACUUUCUUUGUGUAUUGUAUAUAUAUGCUAUGAAAUAUUGAAAUGAUACAGAAUGUUUAU